CGCUGCGCCUGCUACCUAGCGCGGCGCCCGGGGCACUGGCUGGAGACAGGGCUAUGGCAGGGCCCGAAGCAUCCUUUGACCCCACCUCGGGUUGGAAGCGCCACAUUGUGCGACAGCUACAGCAGCGGGACCGCACGCAGAAGGCACUUUUCCUGGAGCUGGUGCCGGCCUAUAAUCAUCUCCUAGAAAAAGCUGAGCUGUUGGCCAAAUUCUCAGAGAAGCUUCAUAUGAAGCCAAAUGAUAUUACUUCUGCCACCCAUCAGAGCUUCUGGGAGGAGUCAGGGUCUGACUCAGACCAAAGCUCACCACCAGACACUCUGAGGGUGAAGUGGCAGGAGGAGGAGGAGGAGGGGCUCCGCCUGGACUGUGGUGAGAUGGCCUACCAGGUGGUGAAGAAGAGUGCAGCCUUGGAUGCCCUGCAGUCGGAGCUGGAGGAGCGGCAAAGCAGGCUGGCGGCUGUGGAGGCCCACGUGGCGCAGCUGCGGGAGGCGAGGGCGCAGCAGGUCAGCCUGGUGGAGGAGCUACGGAAGCAGAAUGCGGCGCAGCGGAAGGCCUACGAGGCGCUGCGCGUGCACACUGGGCACCAAGAGGCGGCACUGCGCAGGCUCCAGGAGGAGGCGCGCGAUCUGCUGGAGCAGCUCUUGCAACGCAAGGAGCGCGCCGCAGCCGAGUGCAACUUGCGCAACGAGCGCCGAGAGCGGGCCAAUCAGGCGCGGGUGUCCCAGGAACUAAAGAAGGCUGCCAAACGGACUGUGAGCAUCAGCGAGAUUCCACACACUCUACAUGAUGGGAUCAGAGAGCAGACAGAGACUCUGGCUCUGGCUAUUAAGCCUGAGUCCCUGGAGAGUGAGGCUUGUGGGAAGUGGAAAAGGCCUUUCAGGUCUGCCUCAGCCACCUCUCUGACUCUGUCCCACUGUGUGGAUGUGGUGAAGGGGCUGCUAGAUUUCAAGAAGAGGAGAGGUCACUCAAUUGGGGGUGCUCCUGAGCAGCGAUACCAGAGCAUCCCUGUGUGUGUGGCUGCACGACUUCCUACUUGGGCUCAAGAUGUCCUGGAUGCCCACCUUUCUGAGGUCAAUGCUGUAUGUUUUGGCCCUAACAGCAGUCUCCUGGCCACUGGUGGGGCUGACUGUCUUAUCCACCUCUGGAAUGUGGUAGGAGGUCGCCUGGAGGCCAACCAGACCCUUGAGGGAGCUGGUGGCAGCAUCACCAGUGUGGACUUCGACCCCUCGGGCUCCCAGGUUUUGGCAGCUACUUACAAUCAGGCUGCCCAGCUCUGGAAGGUGGGAGAGGCACGGUCCAAGGUGAGACCUGACUGGGAAGGCAGCCUAGGGGAGGUGCUAUUAUGGGGUCUUGGCCAUGCCUUUGAUCCAGACUUGGGAUGGGGGCAGGAAACACUGUCUGGACACAAGGACAAGGUGACAGCUGCCAAAUUCAAGCUAACAAGACACCAGGCGGUGACUGGGAGCAGAGACCGGACAGUGAAGGAGUGGGACCUUGGCCGUGCCUACUGUUCCAGAACUAUCAAUGUCCUUUCCUAUUGUAACGACGUGGUGUGCGGGGACCACAUCAUCAUUAGUGGCCACAAUGACCAGAAGAUCCGGUUCUGGGAUAGCAGGGGUCCCCGCUGCACCCAGGUCAUUCCUGUGCAGGGCCGGGUCACCUCUCUGAGCCUCAGCCAUGACCAGCUGCACUUGCUCAUCUGCUCCAGAGAUAACACACUCAAGGUCAUCGACCUCCGGGUCAGCAAUAUCCGCCAGGUGUUCAGGGCUGAUGGCUUCAAAUGUGGUUCUGACUGGACCAAAGCUGUGUUCAGCCCUGACAGAAGUUAUGCACUGGCAGGCUCCUCAAAUGGAGCCCUUUACAUCUGGGAUGUUGACACUGGGAAACUGGAGAGCAGCCUUCAGGGCCCCCACUGUGCUGCAAUCAACGCUGUGGCCUGGUGCUGCUCCGGGAGCCACGUGGUGAGCGUGGACCAGGGCAGGAAGGUUGUGCUCUGGCGCUAGGACUACGCCCCCUCAGCCUGGGCUGGAGAACAGCUUCCCUCCGCUUCACAGGGCUCCAGAGCCCACAGGGUGGGGGUGGCCUCCAAAUUUAAUGGGGAAGAAGGCCCAGAAGGACUUGGCCUGUUUGUUUAAAAACAGUGUUCUUGUUUAAAAAGUC
Urocitellus parryii (Arctic ground squirrel) is the source of this 2160-nucleotide messenger RNA. RefSeq names its product autophagy related 16 like 2 (gene Atg16l2). Lineage: Eukaryota; Metazoa; Chordata; Mammalia; Rodentia; Sciuridae. Gene Ontology annotation, molecular function: protein binding. Gene Ontology annotation, biological process: autophagosome assembly. The record is from RefSeq and is a predicted model, not a curated record.